Wallemia mellicola CBS 633.66 is the source of this 1370-nucleotide messenger RNA. Its product is annotated as 26S proteasome subunit P45. Lineage: Eukaryota; Fungi; Basidiomycota; Wallemiomycetes; Wallemiales; Wallemiaceae. Gene Ontology annotation, biological process: proteasome-mediated ubiquitin-dependent protein catabolic process. Gene Ontology annotation, molecular function: ATP binding; ATP hydrolysis activity; proteasome-activating activity. Bases 18 to 1331 code for a protein of 437 amino acids. The transcript has 7 exons. Gene Ontology annotation, cellular component: proteasome regulatory particle, base subcomplex. The record is from RefSeq and is a predicted model, not a curated record.
CUUCAGUAACAGUCAAGAUGGCUGACGCAAAUGAUCAACCUAUUGAGACAGAACCAGCACCAAUAAAGGAGGAAGAGAAGCCAGAUUUAUUUGAAGAUAUACCAGAAGAUAUCAGGAAUGACUCUGUCGACAGCAUCAAGACUCGCAGUAGAAUGAUUGAUAAUGAAAUAAGAAUGUUCAAAUCUGAGCAAUUACGUUUGACACAUGAUAUGCGAGCUUUAGAGGAGAAAAUUCGUGGCAAUCAAGAGAAGAUUAGACAGAACAAGGUCUUACCUUACUUGGUUGGAAACGUAGUUGAGAUUCUCGACGUCGAUCCUGAAGGUGAAGACGAUGGCGCUGCUCAAGAUCAAGAUUCUAUGCGUAAAGGUAAAUGUGCAGUCAUAAAGACGAGUACGAGACAGACAGUUUUCUUACCACUCAUCGGUCUCGUUAAGCCAGAAGAUCUCAAACCAGGUGAUCUCAUUGGUGUUAACAAGGAUUCUUACCUCAUUUUGGACACUUUGCCCCCAGAAUUCGAUUCACGUGUCAAAGCUAUGGAAGUUGAUGAAAGGCCGACUGAAAAAUACACCGACAUUGGUGGUCUUGAGAAGCAAAUUGAGGAACUUGUGGAAGCUGUCGUCAUGCCUAUGAAGCAGGCUGACAAGUUUGUCAAGCUGGGUAUAAAGCCACCUAAAGGUGCCCUCAUGUAUGGUCCACCAGGUACUGGUAAAACUAUGCUUGCUAGAGCCUGUGCUGCACAAACAAACGCAUGUUAUCUCAAGCUUGCUGGUCCUUCUUUAGUUCAAAUGUUCAUCGGUGAUGGUGCUAAACUCGUCAGAGAUGCAUUCGAACUAGCAAAAGAGAAGGCUCCUGCUAUCAUCUUUAUUGAUGAAUUAGAUGCAAUUGGUACAAAACGUUUCGAUAGUGAUAAAUCUGGUGAUCGUGAAGUACAAAGAACUAUGCUUGAAUUACUUAAUCAACUGGACGGUUUCAGCUCAGAUAACCGUAUAAAGGUUAUCGCAGCCACAAACAGAAUAGAUAUUCUCGAUCCAGCUCUUCUUAGAUCAGGUAGAUUAGAUAGAAAGAUAGAGUUCCCAUUACCAAAUGAAGCCGGUAGAGCACAAAUAUUACAAAUACAUUCAAGAAAGAUGAAUGUUAGUCCUGAUGUCAACUUUGAAGAAUUGGCAAGAUCAACGGAUGAAUUUAAUGGAGCUCAAAUGAAGGCAGUUUGUGUAGAAGCAGGUAUGAUAGCAUUAAGGGAAGGAUCAGAAAUAAUUGAACAUGAACAUUACAAUUCUGGUAUACUUGAAGUACAAGCUAAGAAGAAGCAAGAGCAUUAUUAUUAUGCAUAAUUGUAAUAAAAUAAAUUGAUGAAAAUUUUUCUCACAAAA